This is a messenger RNA of Tachysurus vachellii, 369 nucleotides long. Its product is annotated as G2/M phase-specific E3 ubiquitin-protein ligase-like. NCBI's taxonomy places the organism in Eukaryota, Metazoa, Chordata, Actinopteri, Siluriformes, Bagridae. The transcript has 2 exons. The record is from RefSeq and is a predicted model, not a curated record. The coding region runs from base 25 to 324 and encodes 99 amino acids. Gene Ontology annotation, molecular function: ubiquitin-protein transferase activity.
AUCAAGUUUUCAGAUGACUUGGGAAUGGAUGAAGAGGCUGUGGACCUUGGUGGCCCCAGGAGGGAAUUUGAACGCUUGCUCAUGGAAGCUCUUGUGCUGUCACCUUUGUUUGAGGGAAGCGACAGCAAACUGAAUUUGGCCCCGGACAGUUCCGCUUUAAGAGAAGAUCGGUAUUUCCUGGCUGGUCCGGCUAUGGCUGUAAGCCUUGUUCAUGGCGAUCCUCCACCAGGAUUCUUUUCACCAACUUUGUAUUCUUCCCUGUUUGGUGGCAAGUCCUCAGUGAAUCCUGUCUUGGAAGUCAUUGCUGAUGCUGACCUCUUGUAGUGUGCAAAUCUUUACUGCAAUCUAAGUCACUUUUUAGGCCCCACU